CCGUAUUUCAUUUUCAUUUCGGCUGAGGAAUCACAGGGGGAACGGAGACCCGUAAACUACCGAAACGCCGCCGCAUCGAGCUCCAAUGGCUGUCUCGGCGACUUCGUUUCCCAAGAUCUACGCCUCCUCCUUCGAGUGCCGGUCGGAUCCCGACUUCUCGAGCUCCGCGAGGUCGGAGAAGGCGGGUCCGGGGCGAUUCGCCACCCGAGCCAGCUCGGUCCGCGCCGGUGCGUCGUUUCACGGUCUGUCUUCUCUCAUCUUCAGGUUCCCUCCGAACUUCGUGCGCCAGCUGAGCACCAAGGCCCGGAGGAACUGCAGCAAUAUCGGUGUCGCGCAGGUGGUGGCUGCUUCUUGGUCCAACAAUCCCGCCGCAGCUGGAGUCCCCCCGGCGGCGGCGAUUGCCGUCGACGCCGCCGCAGCAGCAGCGGCCUCGGCGCCGGUUGCUCCGGUCGAGGAGCUCCAGGCCGGUGCGGAGGUCCUGGUCGUUGAUGAGUUUGAGAGUAGUCAGGAUGUACAGUUGAAGGAUUUGGAUUUGAAGGAAGCGUCAUUUCUGAGCUCCGACGGGAGUCUCGCUAUUCAUGCUGGUGAGAGAUUAGGUCGCGGCAUAGUUACCGAUGCAAUUACGACGCCUGUCGUUAACACUUCUGCCUAUUUCUUCAAGAAAACUGCUGAGUUAAUUGAUUUCAAGGAAAAACGCCGGGCAAGCUUCGAGUAUGGCCGAUAUGGGAACCCCACAACUGUGGUUGCGGAGGAGAAAAUCAGUGCGCUGGAGGGGGCUGAAUCAACCCUGAUAAUGGCCUCUGGAAUGUGUGCUAGUACGGUUAUGUUAAUGGCACUCGUUCCAGCUGGAGGGCACAUUGUGACCACCACAGAUUGCUACCGUAAAACUAGGAUCUUCAUCGAGACAAUUCUUCCCAAGAUGGGGAUCACGGCCACUGUCAUUGAUCCUGCAGAUAUGAAAGGCCUGGAAUCUGCACUUGAGGAACAUAAGGUGUCUCUUUUCUUCACAGAGUCUCCUACCAAUCCCUUCCUCAGAUGCGUCGAUAUUAAGUUGGUUUCAGACCUCUGCCAUAAGAAGGGAGCACUGGUAUGCAUAGAUGGAACUUUUGCAACUCCUUUAAACCAAAAAGCUUUGGCCAUCGGUGCAGAUUUGGUUCUUCACUCUGCUACAAAAUUCAUUGGGGGACAUAAUGAUGUACUUGCUGGUUGCGUUAGUGGCCCACUGAAACUGAUUUCCGAAAUUCGUAAUUUGCAUCAUGUUUUGGGUGGAGCUCUCAACCCUAAUGCUGCAUACCUGAUCAUCCGUGGUAUGAAGACGCUGCACCUUCGUGUACAGCAACAAAAUUCAACCGCGCAGAGGAUGGCCGAGAUUUUAGAGGCACAUCCAAAGGUGAAGCGUGUCUACUAUCCAGGCUUACCAAGUCAUCCUGAGCACCACAUCGCAAAGCAGCAAAUGACCGGCUUUGGUGGUGUUGUGAGCUUUGAGGUUGAUGGAGAUUUGAGGACUACUGCCAAGUUUGUUGAUACCCUGAAGAUUCCGUAUAUUGCUCCAUCCUUCGGUGGCUGUGAGAGCAUUGUGGAUCAACCUGCAAUCAUGUCUUACUGGGACCUGAGCCAGGGGGAAAGAGCCAAAUACGGGAUACUGGAUAACUUGGUGAGGUUCAGCUUCGGUGUGGAGGACUUCGAAGAUCUGAAGGCUGACAUACUGCAAGCUCUGGAGGCCAUAUAAGAGAGGGGACACCUGCAAAUCACCUGAAACUGCGCUGCCAUUUUUCUUCGGCUUUCCUUUUUAGUAUGUUUUCCGUAAAUCGUUGGUGCUUCAAUUGGUAUUUUGAUCACCAAAUGUUAUGUUGUCUCAACCGGCAUUCUCUUUUGAAUGCGUUCCCCUUUGGAUUGCAAUAAACAUUCUUUCAGGAUGAAAUGCUUCUUCUGGAUGCUAUUGCUCAUUUUGCUGA
Punica granatum (pomegranate) is the source of this 1955-nucleotide messenger RNA. NCBI's taxonomy places the organism in Eukaryota, Viridiplantae, Streptophyta, Magnoliopsida, Myrtales, Lythraceae. The record is from RefSeq and is a predicted model, not a curated record.